UGCUAUACCUGUGGACUGGACGAGGUUGACCCAAACCUGGAUCAGCCGGAUUCGUACAACACCACGGUGGAUCCUGGACGGGCAACUGGAAACAAGAUGUAUAACGAAUCGUGCUAUCUCAUGGAAACUAAGACAGGACAAAAUGUUCCGAUCACACUAACAGCAGGUGAGGUUGAACCGUACAUGAAGUCUGUUGAGGAGCUAACAGCAGUUGUACAGUUUCUUAAAUCCGCAAAUCCAAAAUGGGAUCUUGAGACGGGAUUUUUGAUUUAUGAAGAAGAAUAUAUUGUUAUGAAGGCAAAACUGAAGUCGGGGGGCCAACCAGCCAUUCCAGAGUGGGAUAGUUGGGGGGAACUUAUGUUUGUAAACUAUGACAUGAGUAUGUGGAUCAGGGAAUGUACGAACGUAGCUCACUGCUAUGAAGCCAAGGGAGCGUAUAUAGAACAAAUACCAUCAUUCCGUGGAUGUCCAGGAACCAAUUUUGAAUAUGACAAUACAUGUUUUCAAGAAAUUCAGGGAGCGUUCUUUGUUAAUUGA
This is a messenger RNA of Eurytemora carolleeae, 537 nucleotides long. RefSeq lists its product as uncharacterized. Lineage: Eukaryota; Metazoa; Arthropoda; Copepoda; Calanoida; Temoridae. The record is from RefSeq and is a predicted model, not a curated record.